Messenger RNA from Galleria mellonella (greater wax moth), 1251 nucleotides. RefSeq lists its product as uncharacterized. Gene Ontology annotation, biological process: DNA integration. Gene Ontology annotation, molecular function: nucleic acid binding. Bases 1 to 1251 code for a protein of 416 amino acids. NCBI's taxonomy places the organism in Eukaryota, Metazoa, Arthropoda, Insecta, Lepidoptera, Pyralidae. The record is from RefSeq and is a predicted model, not a curated record. The transcript is spliced from 2 exons.
AUGUUAUUUCAGGGAGCUCAAAAGGAUAGCUUCCCUGAGGAGCUGAGAGCCAUACAAACUAUGCAGCCCGUGCCCAGUAAUAGCCGUAUUGCAACACUCGCACCAGUACUCGACGGAGAUGGCUUACUUCGCGUGGAUACCCGUACCAAGUCUGCUCCAGGAGUAAGCGAGAACGCAAGAUCACCAAUCAUCCUGGACGGUCGCAAUUACAGCGUACGACUCUUAAUAUUACAUCAGCAUAUUCAAUCAGCACACUCAUUCAAUGAGCUCAUCCUAAAUGAAUUAAGGCAGAAGUUUUGGAUUCUAAGGGCAAGAAGCACUAUCCGAAGCGUAGUAAAUACUUGUCUGCAGUGCCGACGAUGGAAAGGCAAAACAAUCAACCCAAAAACCGGCGACUUACCAUCACACCGGUUAGAUCACCAUAAAAGGCCCUUUACACAUGUCGGCCUCGAUUACUUCGGCCCGAUAAUCAUAACUAUACAUCGACGCCACGAGAAACGGUACGUUGCUCUUUACACGUGCCUAGUGACGAGAGCAGUACAUCUAGAAAUGGUCACCUCGCUUUCAUCUGAUGUGGUCAUUAUGAGCCUGAGACGUUUCAUAGCUCGCCGAGGAUCUCCAUCUACCAUACAUUCGGACAAUGGUACCAACUUUGUCGGCGCCUCCCCAUCUCCGUUUAUGGGCGGGGCCUGGGAGAGGCUGAUACGUACUGUCAAAACCGCCCUGAGAGCCUGUCUAAACGGUAAAAUAUUAAAGGAAGAAACCUUAACGACACUCUUACUCGAAGCAGAAGCCAUCGUUAAUGCCAGACCGCUCACGUACGUCCCAUCAUCACUACACGCACCAGAAGCACUAACGCCAUUCCAUUUCAUACUGGGUACUUCAUCAACAGAACCUUGGACAUGCUCGUUAACAGAUGCCGACUUGGUACGAAGAUGUGACUGGAAAAGAGUGCUGCGUCUUGCCGACCAUUUCUGGGCACGAUGGCUGCGUGAAUAUUUACCCACGCUCCAACCAAGAGGAUCGAACAAAGAGGCGUUAAAAGUAUGUGAGGGUGAUGUGGUGCUUAUCGCGGACUCUACUCUCCCUCGUGGCCUCUGGCCCCUAGGGAGAAUAGUAAAAGUUUACCCAGGCCAGGACGGAGUGGUCCGCGUAGCGGACGUCUUCACCAAAGGCGGUACGUUGCGCAGACCAGUCCGCAAACUAAUUUUAUUAGAGACUGAGCCUCGACCGGCCGCCACCAGUUAUUAG